Molecule: messenger RNA, 3575 nt
Organism: Trichobilharzia szidati
Lineage: Eukaryota; Metazoa; Platyhelminthes; Trematoda; Strigeidida; Schistosomatidae
Source: the annotation of a GenBank genome assembly
AUGAAUAAAAAAAGACAAAAGAAGACUGUAUCAAAUAUGAGUAUGAGUAUAUCUAAUCAAAACCAAUGUAAAAAUAUGCAUUUAUUGAAUAGAUGUAAAAGUUGCCCACCCGUUAUCCUUUCAAAUGUAUCAGCUUCAUUCGAUAUUAUGUCAAAUGAUCAAUCCUGUUAUACUACUGAUACUACUACUAAUAGUAAUAAUAAUUUACAAAUGAAAUUUCGAAGUUCAAGUUAUGAUUCAAUUGAAAAAAAACCCAGAGAAUUUAAAAUAUCAAAUGAUUUCAACAAAUCUAAUAAAUUAAAUAAUAAUAAUAUUCAUCCCUAUAAUUCUUCACAUCAUAUAUUGAAAAUCCCGCGGAAUUCAUUAAAACAACCAUCGACCUUGAACAAUAUAAAUAUUGAACAAAAAACACAAAAGAAUAAUUGUAAAGUAUCAUUAAAGGAUAAAGACAGUAUGAAAAGUUUUGGAUCCUUUCCGAUGUCAUCAUCAUCAUCAUCGUUAUCAUCAUCAUCAUCACCAUCCUUAUCAUCGAUAUCAACAUCAACAUUAGCAUCAAUAACAACGAUGCAAUUCAACGAUGCAUUAAACGAUGAUAUAUGUUGCCAGGCCAAUUUGAAUUGUCCGCAAAAUCUAGUUACACAGAAUAAUAAAACAGUAGACUCAUCACCGACUCGUGAAGCAUUUUUACAGUAUUAUUUAACGUGUUAUUAUGAAGAAAUGAUGCGUUACUUUAUACAACAUCAAAUGUCAACGGUGAAUACUUCAAACUGUAGGAAUACUAUCAAUAAUACUGGCAAUAAUAAUAAUAACAAUUAUAAUAGUGCACAGACAAUGCCAUAUCCAAAUUCAUGUUUGACAACUGCACAAAAUAUCAAUAAUAAACAGAAUAUUAGUAGUAAAUUCCCUUCACAUUUCACAUUUGAACCAUCCAGCAGGCAUCAUGACUUGGAUAACUCGAAAAAUUCUACAGAAAACUUUAUUAAAAAGGAAUUUAUUAUGCGACAAGACUUGUGCCAUUCUCAAAAAAAUAAUGAUCAACUCAUCAUAAAUCGAAGUGAAAGUAAACAUACUACUAGUUUCUCUAUGACUGACAGUAGUAUGCGUAACAAUUUUACGGGUGACAGUGCCACCACUGGUAAAAAGAUGUUUAAUGAAUCAAAAGAGUUGUAUAUUGAAAAUAAAACGAGUCUACGAAAUAACUAUACUACAAGUUAUCAAAUAAAUUCAAAACAGUCUCAAAGAGGAUGUAUUCAACAGAAUCUGUAUGAUAUAGGUGAAGAGAAUUGUGUACAGUUAAUGAGUUAUCAAGAUCCCUUCAAGAAGUCAUAUCCAUGCUUAACUACUCAUGAUCGCGAUGAUAUUGAUGAUGGUGAUACUGUCGAUGACAAUCCCUGCAGUAAUACAAGUAGCUCUCAUAUCUUAACAUCGUCUAAUAAUAGACUGGAUCUUAUGAAUCAAUUAAAUAGUGAUAGAUUGGAGUAUAAAGCUCCAGGAAGUCAUAAACGUACACGAAUACAUCGGGGUUUAAAUUCAGUUCGUAUGUCCUCUGUUGUCAACACACUCAAUAGUAAUAAUAAUAAUAGUCCUACUACAGAUAAUAACCGUGUCUCAGGACGUUCGCCAAUUAAAAAAUUAUUAUCGACUGCGAAUAAUAAACCUUCAACCUCGUUAUCCCCACCACCAACAGUAAUAUCACCAGUAGUAGUAAAAUUCCCUCGGUUAUUAUCCCCUUCAUCGAGUAAUUCAAUCACACCAAGACGUGAUACAAAACGUAAUGAUACAUGUGAAUAUUGUGGUAAAAUAUUUAAAAAUUGUAGUAAUCUGACAGUACAUCGACGUAGUCAUACAGGCGAGAAACCCUAUCAAUGUAAACUGUGCAACUAUGCAUGUGCACAAUCGUCUAAAUUGACAAGACAUAUGAAAACACACGGCAAGGAUGGUAAACCAAGAUAUUUAUGUAAAUAUUGUCAUACACCGUUUAUAGUACCGUCUACACUAGAAAAGCAUAUGCGUAAGUGUAUGCAUUCAAAGCAUUUAUUAGGCGCACAUUCAGUGAAUCGUCAUAAACAAAUGUUUAAACAGAAUCCUCCUGGAAAAUGGCUUCAAUCAUGGCUAGUGACAACAGCGACACCAUCGGAAGCUACAAGUACAGGAUUUCAAGGAGAAGAAAGAAGUCAGAAUAAUAUUAUCAACUUUAAAUUGAAUAAUUCGAAGAAAUUCAAAUCACGUGCUUCAAUGAACACGAUAACAGAAGCAUCGUUAUCGUCACCAUUAUCAUCAUCAUCAUCAACAUCGUUCACAACACCAGCUUUAAUGACAAGGGAUCAUCAAAGGGGAACAGUACCACAUAUGGACUAUUUCAAUCUGGCUAAAAAUCAGCUAAGAUAUUCAGAUAUCAAUAGUUUUAUGAAUGAAAAUUUUGACUGUACAAAUAGUUGUUUGUCUUCUCUAGCAUCAAGCAGUGCUAAGUACUCAUUGGAUCAACAAAAACUGUCAUCAUCAUCAUGUUUUAACCCUGAAAUGAAUUAUUCUCCCAUCAGAAAUGAUAAUAUUCUACAAGAAGACUAUUCAAUGAAGCCUUCUUCGAUCUCUGAAACUUUUAAUUAUCGUCCAUCUAUUCUCCAUAAUAAAUAUCACCAAGAUGAUGAUAUAAACUUGUUUCUACCACCGAAUUCAUCAAGGUCACCGUAUCAUAUACAAACGAAUAAUUUGUCAGAUUUCAAGAGGAAUUCCUCCCUGAUGAUGACAUUUUCACCGAAUGCGUUUAAAUCAGCAUCACUAGGCAACAACACAUCAACACUAACAGAUUCAAUUCGAACAAGUUCCAGUGUAUCAGAUAACUUUAUGUCGAUUGGUGAAAAGAAGCCUGUGAAUAGCAAUGGUGCUCAUAAUAAUAAUAAUAAUAAUAUCAGGCAUUUGUCACUUUUAAUGUCUAAAAUUCUUGACAAUUCACUGGAUACAGAAAUGACGACAUCGAUCAAUCGAAAUGCUUCAACCGCUUCUUCUUCUUCGUUUUCUUAAUCAGUGAAUUAAUUUUCAAAAAGGCGCAAAUUUUGAAAAGAAGAUUAUUUAAGAAAAUAUUUUAAUUUGUCAAUUUUGUUGUUAUUGUGAGUAAUAUAUAAUUAGGUGACAAUACUUACACUAUGCAUACUACUGAUAUUGGUCCCAUUAGAGUAGUAAGUACUAAUCUUGUAUCAAAGCAACAAAAAAAACUCUACUGUGAUUUGUUUUUUCCCAAUGUUAUAUGAUAUCUUGCCCAUCACUAUAGCAACUGUAUGUACACAUACGUAUACAUAAAUUCAUCCUUUACGACAUUCCUGACAGAGACAUUCUACAAACAGUUUAUACUUAUACCUAUUAUUAUUGUUAUUAUUAUUAAGUAAUAUGUGAAUAUGUUAACAAAAUAAUUUCUUUUAUAAACCCCCCUCCUCCCAAAAAAACAAUAAAGUGGCCGAUCAUAAGCAUUUGUUUCCAGUCUCAGUGAAUAAAGAUAGGUCUUGUAAAUCUUAUUUAGGCUGCCCCCCCUCCGCUUUUAAUACAAAUAUCACUGAGAGACCUGUUCAUAAUGUUCCUUC